Penicillium subrubescens is the source of this 1503-nucleotide messenger RNA. RefSeq names its product putative extracellular endoglucanase/cellulase (gene egl3). The record is from RefSeq and is a predicted model, not a curated record. Lineage: Eukaryota; Fungi; Ascomycota; Eurotiomycetes; Eurotiales; Aspergillaceae. Gene Ontology annotation, biological process: glucan catabolic process. Gene Ontology annotation, cellular component: extracellular region. Gene Ontology annotation, molecular function: cellulose binding; hydrolase activity, hydrolyzing O-glycosyl compounds. The transcript has 5 exons. The coding region runs from base 1 to 1503 and encodes 500 amino acids.
AUGAAGUUCACCAACAUUGUUCUGGCUGCUAGCGCUGCUGGCAUGGCCGUUGCUUACCCCAGUGGUCGUGACGUUGUUCCCAACAAGCGCAGCGUUGAAAAGAAGCGUGCUACUGGCUUCACCUGGGUCGGUGUCAGCGAGUCUGGUGCCGAGUUCGGGUCUGCUAUCCCUGGUACCCUGGGAACCGACUAUACCUGGCCAGUGACCUCCAAGAUCCAGGUCCUGCGCACUGCUGGCAUGAACAUCUUCCGUGUUCCCUUCUUGAUGGAGCGUUUGGUGCCUGGUAGCAUCACCGGCUCUCUGGAUUCGACCUACCUGGCCGCUCUCAAGUCUACCGUCAACUACAUCACCGAGAGCGGUGCCUACGCUGUCCUCGAUCCUCACAACUAUGGCCGAUACUCUGGCAGUGUCAUCACCUCUACCGACAACUUCAAGACCUGGUGGAAGACCGUCGCCACCGAGUUCGCUUCCAACGACAAGGUCAUCUUCGAUACCAACAACGAGUACCACGACAUGGAUCAGACCCUCGUCCUCAACCUGAACCAGGCCGCCAUCGACGGUAUCCGUGCCGCCGGCGCCACCUCCCAGUACAUCUUCGUCGAGGGCAACGCCUGGACCGGCGCCUGGUCCUGGACCAACAACAACGAUAACAUGAAGGAUCUGACCGAUCCCCAGGACAAGAUCGUCUAUGAGAUGCACCAGUAUCUCGACUCCGACAGCUCCGGUACCUCCGCAGCCUGUGUUAGCAGCACCAUCGGCCAAGAGCGCCUGGAGUCCGCCACAACCUGGCUGAAGAACAACGGCAAGAAGGGCUUCAUCGGUGAGUUCGCCGGUGGCGUCAACUCUGUCUGUGAGUCUGCUGUUGAGGGCAUGCUCUCUUAUAUGUCCGACAACACCGACGUCUGGAUGGGUGCCGAGUGGUGGGCGGCCGGCCCCUGGUGGGGAUCUUACAUGUACUCGCUGGAGCCUACUGAUGGUCCCGCGUACUCGACGUACCUGCCCAUUCUUGAGAAGUACUUCGUGAGCGGCUCUUCCUCAUCUUCUUCUUCGUCUUCCUCCUCGUCCACCACUACUACAACUGCCAAGGCCACCACUACCGCUAAGGCUACUACCACCACCGCUGCUCAGCAGACUACUACCUCUACCACCGCCGCCGUCGAGGUCACCACCACUCCCAACGGCCAGGUUGAGGUCUCCAGCUCUGCUACUCACACCAGCGCCAGCACUAGCUCUGCUUCCCACACCACCACUACUAGCUCUGCCUCCCACACUACCACCAGCUCGGCUAGCCGAACCACCACCCUGCCCGCCAUCGCUACAACCACCCUCGUCACCAAGACCUCGUCCGCCCAGUCUUGCAGCAGCACUACUACCGCACCCUCCACCGGUGGUACCGUUCCUCACUGGUACCAGUGCGGUGGUCUCAACUGGACCGGCGCCACGGCCUGCGAGAGCGGUUUCACUUGCAAGGUACAGAACCCUUACUACUCCCAGUGCCUGUAA